GAGAAAGAGAGAGAGCGAGCAACUGUGUGACAGAGGGAAACGAGGCAGGCUGCUUAGAGGAGUGAGAGAGCCAAGGACGAAAUAAGGAACACAUUUUACAAGAGCAGGAAGAGGGAGGAUCGCAGACGAGGGACUCCUUCUGUACUGGACACCUGGGACACAGUCACAUUGAUUGUUUUUUUCACUCGUCUUCUAGCUGGAACCAAGUGGAUUGACUAACCAACUGGUGGAUAUUUUUAAAAAUACGCUUCAUCUGUCCUCUUGCUGGUUAAGACCGCUGCAGACUGAGAUUGCUUACUGGUUCUGUGCUUGACUCUCAUUUUAUGAUUCUGCUCUGUGCACAAAGUGCAUCUGUCGGCAACCGGUGUUGAGACAUCUCCCCUCUGUCAAGCAGGAGAGCACGCAGCUACCGUCGGAUCAGACUACAGAGAAGAGAGAGAGAGAGCGAGAGAGAGACAGUGUGUGUAUUUAAGAGUGGGAAAGAGAGCGAGAGGGGCAGUGAGAGAGAGUUAGAUUCAGAGUGUUUUGAGAGCGAGGCAGAUUAAAGCGCAGCCGAAAGACUGGAGUGAAACAGCUUAAAUAGAGAAGUGAACCUAUACGUCCUCUCCCGUUUUCCUCGCCAUCCCUUUUCCUCCUCCUCUCCUCCUCCUCCUCCCAUUUUCCAACAUUCACAGGACUACCAGAGCUACUGCCACCUGCACCUCUUCACGUCUUCUCUUUCCUCUUCUUCCUCUACCUCACCCUUAUCACGUGGUACUAUCCAAUACCAGCCAUUAACGGACACGCUGCUCUCGGUUCAAGCAGUUGUGGAAAUAUUUCCAUUGAUCCAGCAGUGAGAGUCUAAGUGAGCAUCCGCCCAAUACUGAGGCUCCUGACCGUUCGUCAGGAGCUUCCCCAUCAGAGGCAGACCUUCUCCCAGCUGCUGUCCGGCACGCAGAUCCUGCCUUCUCCCCGGGAGGACUGGCCAGCAACACAGUGGUGCGGGCAGCGAAGACAGGAAUCCCACAGUCCCUCCGUUGCCUCUAUCCCAUUGCUAGCUACUUGGCAGCUCCCGCCCCCGUGUCACCAUUCCCUGCCUCAGUGCUAAGGAUUCCAGCUACAUGGGCAAGCGAUUGGAGCAGCAGCCAAUGUACCCUCAGUACACCUACUACUACCCCCACUAUCUCCAGACCAAGCAGCCCUAUGCUCCACCCCCUCAUCCCAUGGCUCCUCCCAGCCCUAGCACCAACAGCUGCAGCCAGGGAGGGGCAGAGCAGCUGAGUAAGACCAACCUGUAUAUCCGAGGCCUGCCACCUGGGACCACCGACCAGGACCUCAUCAAACUCUGCCAACCGUAUGGAAAAAUAGUGUCAACCAAGGCCAUUCUGGAUAAGAACACCAACCAGUGCAAAGGCUAUGGCUUUGUGGAUUUUGACAGCCCAGCUGCAGCACAGAAGGCCGUGUCGUCUCUCAAAGCCACCGGGGUGCAGGCCCAAAUGGCCAAGCAACAGGAGCAGGACCCCACCAACCUGUACAUCUCCAACCUGCCGGUGUCUAUGGAUGAGCAGGAGCUGGAGAACAUGCUGAAGCCCCUAGGUCACGUCAUCUCCACAAGGAUACUGAGGGAUGCCAAUGGGGUCAGCAGAGGAGUCGGCUUCGCCAGAAUGGAGUCCACAGAGAAAUGUGAAGUAGUGAUACAGCACUUCAAUGGAAAAUACCUGAAAACCCCGCCAGGCAUUCCAGCUCCCACGGAGCCUUUGCUGUGCAAAUUUGCCGACGGAGGGCAGAAGAAACGUCAGAGUCAGAGCAAGUACCCUCAGAACGGGAGGCCGUGGCACAGAGAAGGCGAGACUGGCAUGGCGUUAACAUAUGAUCCUGCUGCAAUGCAGAAUGGGUUCUACUCUUCGCCUUACAGCAUCGCCACCAACCGCAUGAUUGCACAGACCUCCAUCACGCCCUUCAUCGCUGCUUCCCCAGUUUCCACAUAUCAGGUCCAGAGUACGUCAUGGAUGCCUCAUCAACAAUAUGUUAUGCAACCUGCAGGUGCAGUGAUCACGCCAGCUAUGGACCACACUAUGUCCAUGCAGCCUGCCAGCAUGAUGGGCCCUAUCACCCAGCAGAUGAACCAUCUGUCCCUGGGCACUACAGGAAGUUACAUGACUGCUGCAGCCGCCGCGGCGCCUAUGCAAGGGACCUACAUUCCCCAGUACACUCCUGUGCCUCCAACAGCCGUCCCUGUCGAAGGAGUGGUGACGGACGCCUCCCCCCAGACAGUGGCUCCCUCGUCACAGGAGGUGGCUGGCCAGCAGCAACAGAUCCAGGUGGACAGUGCUGCCGACCAUGUUCCUGCUUACUCAUACCAGUCCAAAUAGCAACGGCCUGAGCGAAUGUUCCUGUGACAGCGUUGCCUUGAGACAGAAGGUGGCUGCACUGUGAAUGUGAGGAAAAGAGAAAAGAAAUAGAUUGCUUCCAGAUUGCCCAGGCACCAAAAAAGAGACACUUUUUUCAUUUCCUACCUGGCCUACGAGAAAAAAAACUACAAGAAGGAGGUAAAGAGUGCUGAGAAAGGGGAUGGGAAAAUUGCUGGGCACAGUGCAAAGAAGUGAAAUUGUUUAGUCUGGGAACCUGCCUGAAUGGGUGGGGUGAAGCUUGAAAAGUUUCUCAAAGAAAAAUCUCAACCAAUAAAAAAAAACAAAAAAAAACAAAUAAAAAAUGACCAAAAAAAGGUUGAAUGCGCAGGUAGGUGAUGAAGUUUAUUUUGUAAUUAGAAAAGGGGAGUCAAGUUUGAGAUACACACAGAGAUUGUCUUCCUCAGAUAUUAAGCUACAAUUUCUUUUCACUCUUUUUUAUGUUCUAGUGUUAAAUUUUAGUUUUCUAGAUAUAUUCGAAAAGUGUUUUUUCUUUCUUGAAUCUUCAUGGCCUUAAUUUGAAGGGCGCCAGAAACUUUUUACAGAGUUGGAGUCUGACGUCUGGUUAGGAGAAAAAAAUGCUAACAAAAUCAGUUUCUUGGACCACUUGGAGGGUACAAGACACUGGAUGAGUUGUUCUAAAGAGGAAAAAAAGAAUCUAUCACAUAAGCUGUACAGAUUUAAUAGAGAAGAGCUUUUUUUGUUUCUUCAUUAGAAGAAAACUUUGAUAAUUAUUAUGUCAGAGGUAACUAAGUGUCAGAAGAAAACAAAAUGUCUGUUGGGGAAAAGACUCGAGGGUUGGGUGGUGGGAAGGGGGGGGGAGAAGACGCUUUGAAGAGAUUUUUCACAAUGAGAAAAAAAAUGAAAACAUAAGAAAACAUGCUGCAUUGUGGAUGCAGUCUGUUGCAAAUGCUGAACUUGUUUUUUAUUAUCAUAAUUAUUAUUUUACAUGGCAAAGUUGCUGUCAAUGACAUUAGUGCUUUUUAUCUGCCACAUUUUACCUUUUUUAUGAGCUUUAAGAUGUUUUUAGCCCGCUUUGCUUGUCACACUGCAAAAAGUAAAAAAAAACAAAAAAAAAGAACAAGAAAAAAAUUUACAAAAUCAACAAAAAAAAAACUACGGAAAAAAUUCUGGCAGUGAAAGAAAAACAGUAGAUUCAGUAGGAGCUUACGGUUUAAACCAAUCAGUGCAAAAGCAAUAGAAGAAAUUGUUGACAAUUUCUGUAGUCUUUCCUAGUUGUGGAUCAAAUGCAGCCCAUGGAUGGCCAUUUUUAUACCAAAGAUGAAGAGACACUCUGAACCAGAGUUUUUUUUUUUUUUUUUUCAUUUUCAUUUUUCAGUUUGAUUUUGUUGUUGUUGUUGAUGUUGUUGAUGAUGAUGUUAAUGUUGAUAUUGCUGUUGUUGAUGUUGCUGUUGUCGUUGUUUUUUAUUUGACCUUGAUGGCCGGACCAGUCCUAACUAUCCUUCUUAACAUCUUCUUUUCACUGGGUUUAAGCUAGUUUUCCAUGGUUGUCCAAGUUGUUACACAUCUAAAAACACACACACACACGUACUCAUAUCUAAACAUGAACACACUUACUGUAUAAACUCAUCCACACACAUCAAACAGUAUUUAACAUGUGAUGCAACCAGUGGCUGUUCUUUUUCUUCUCCUCCUGUUCUUGUCUUUUCAUUUCUUUAUCUGUUUUGUCACUUUUAUGAUGCUUUCACAUGCCGUGGGUGCAUUCAACUUCUCUCUCUCUGUCUCUCUCUCUCUCUCUCGGACCCUGGAAACUUCUGUCGUCGGUCUCUUUGUCUCUUCAAUUCAACCAUAACUAACUCAACCAUUUCUCACCACACUGAGUUUCAAUGUUGAACUGGGAACCUAUAUGCUGCUGUUUGACCUCAUGUUAAUCUCUGUCAUGUAGAUAUCCCCAAACCUAGGUCCCUUUUUUGAGUAUUUCCCUGCCCAGAAUCCCAGAUGAGUGGUGUUUGCUGCAUAUUGUACACCAGGUAAGUUGUUACACCUGAAGUGUGCAGAUAUUUAGCAAUGAUUGCAUAAACUUUAUGGCGCUAAAUAGUACUGACUUGACCUAUUUGUCAUUUUUCGGAAAUAAGAUUAUUCGAUUUCUUCCUGAGAGUUAAAUGUGAAGAUCUAUUUCACUGUCUUCUGGUAAAUAUGAAGCUACCGCCAACAGCUAUUUAGCUUAGCUUAGCACAAAGUAACUAAAUCUGGCCACCAGCACCUCUUAAAGCCAACUCAUUUGUUUACUCCGAUCCAAAAACCAAGUGUAAUCAAGUUUUACAGUGAGUUAAGUGCAGAACUAAUUUCAUUAGUAAUCUACUGGAGUACAACUGGGAUUGGCUUCAGCCCACCCGCAACCCUGUACACGGGAUUUGCGGUUGACGAUGGACGGAUGGAUGUACUGGAGACUUGUCAUCACUGUGAGGUUGACAAGAAAUUACUGUGAAGAAAUGUUGCACAGUUUUUUAGAAAUACACGUGAGCAGAAGCAAAAUUGACUCUUCUGUAACUAAUCUGUAAACCAGGGAACAUUGCUUUGUAAGGUCAGCACACCUGUGGGAACCAACUAGGCUCCUCAACAACCAUAACAGGAUGUUGAUGGCAGCUUCUUCCUCGACCCCGCUACUGAGGGUCAGUUACACCCCUGGUUGUCCCAAUUUGUUGCACAAACAACCCUGUCUCAUCUUAUCCUGUCUUUCCAUCCCAGAGCUGUGUGCCUGUGGGACAGCGACCAUUUCUGCCCCCAUUACAGCAGCCUUUGUGUGUCAGGAGCGGUGUGUGUCCGCUCUUUUCGCCCAUGUCCGCCCGCGCCGCCCCACUGUGGUGCUACAGCACUAAAAAGACCCCGUUUUUCCCUGCUUCACUGGCACCAUUAAUGUGCCAUGGCCAAGCCAGCCUCCUUUUGCUCUCAUUUUCCCUCAUUCUCUCCCUCUUCCCCGUGUCUUGCGCUCUCUCUGAGGUUUCUUCUCUUUAUUGGAUGGUGCAAAAGCAGAACCACAAACCAAUUUCAGUCACUCUCGCAAUGAGGCUUGACGGGCCCAAUUUGUCUCCCUCUGGGGCAAUAGGAUCCACUCCAGUGUCCCUCAAAAGACCCUUUUCUUCCAGGCAGAGAGGGAGCUUUUUGUUUGGUGACAAAUGCAAUUUAGCUCUUGCUGUUCAUGUGACUCAUUGAAAUCUAAGUCCAGCGCUGCAUUUUGGGACAUGAUGGCAUGUUUUGCACAUUACAGGCAAGCUAUGUCAUCAUGCGUGGCAAUGUUUUUAACUAACAAUCAAAUAGUACAUCGAGUGCCUUUUAAUGAAGCUUCCAAAUGAUUCCAAAUUAUCUGUGUGAUAGUUUCCACACACAAAAAAAGCAAAGCACAUGGAAGAACUUGUUUGAUUCAGUUGUGCUAAAGAAAUGCUACAAUAUCGAAGUCACUCUAUGGUGCUAAAGAGGAAGCAGUCUCGGGCUCGGGCCUUCCUUGUGUUCACAGAUCUCUGUGACAAGCUGGCCACUGUUGAUCAUUUGGCCAUGAACUCACUCUUAACAGGCCACCUGUCCACUUGACGACACACAAAAGGAACAGGCACACAGGUUCCUGAAGUGAACUUCACAGUUAAAGCCAUAAGUACAUUUUCUUUUUUCUCAGUCACAAUGUAAAUAUAACUGCUGUAAAAAUUUUUUUACUCUAUCCACCAAUGGAGGUCAAAAGCCAAAUCUGUAUUUCAAACUCUCUCAAUGACCGUUCAGCUGUUUAUUGUCCAAUCAAAUCAACACCUGCCCUUUUGCUUUCAUCUGAUCUGCCACUCAACAUCUGCUUUCAUCUGCUAUGAUUUGCUCUUAUCUCCCAAUGAACUAGUCCCUUCCACUUUACAGUCUUUAACAGCUAAUAACUGACAAUUGUUGGGUUUUAGAGCUCCCCGGACUUUCUGUAUGUCAUUGUUGCAUGAACUCGCUGUAUUCCAUUUCUGAGUGAUUUUAAGUGUCCUAAUUAAAGAACACAGCUGCUGAACUAUAACUUCACCAGUUUUAAGCUAGUGUGUGUGUGUGUGUGUGUGUGUGUGUGUGUGUGUGUGUGUGUGUGUGCAUGUAAAGAGUUGUACUAAACAAAAGUUCAACUUUUAGCGAGGUUAUGAAUACAGCAUAGCUAUGUUCUCUAGACUUUUACAGCUGCUGUUUUAUAAAGUACAGAAGACAUUUUUGAAGCUUAAUAGGACUCAUAAUGCAGGAGUUGCACAUAGCAGAGCGUCCUACAAAUGGACUGAGAUUCAAUAGUAAUGACAUUAUGUGAAAUAGGAUUACAGAUAGCCAAGAGAUGAUGGAAAAACUGCACAACAAAUAAUAUAAGCUUAAAGUUUGCUAAUGGAGAUUCAAGAAAGAAAAUGAUGUUAAGGCAGGUGUUGCUGGUGUACCAUACAGAUAUUUCACAGAUGUGAAAGAUUACCCAACUGAACAAACAGAAAUGGCUUUUUCUUAAUAGCACAAUGGCAUAAUGUACCUUUUCAGAAUACCAAUACCCUUGUGGGAGUGUACAGAAGGCAUGCCUGCAAUUUUAAGGAGGCUGGAGCAGAAACGCUCUGCUCCUAGUCAGCCCAUGUGUCAGCACAAACCAGGAGCCAGCUAUUCCAAGAGAGUGUGUGUGUGUGUGUGUGUGUGUGUGUGCGUGUGUGUUUGUGUGUGUGUGUGUGAGAAAGAAAGAGAAGGAGGAUCAUUAGCUCAUGUUGCUGGGCAGAAGUUUGCCUGGAGUUUGUCUGUUUUCAUGCAGCACAGGGCUCCAGGAGGCGACCAGCUUGACCCAUCACUAAUUAGCACCACGUCUCCUCCACCUCUUCCAUUUGUAUUUGACAUACCUUACCACCCUUUGCCAUCUGUCCAUUUGCAUCGGUUGCAUUCUUUCACUUCCCCUUCUUCAAGUCCACACCAGCAUCCUUUUUUCAGUUUUAGGGAAAAAAACAUAUAAAGUCAAAGCCUCCAGUCCGCUGCUCUCUCUCAUCGUCUUUGGCCACUCUCGGGUGAGAUCCAAAGAUCCAGGGGUCCGUUUCAUCAAAUUUGCAACAUUGCAAGCUGUGAUAUGCAACAUGACAUCAUGUGUUAAUUUUGACACCUUUCACUUAUUAAAAAAACACCAUACUUGCGACCCAUGUCGGAGCAUGCGAGAGCCCUCUAGGACUCACAAAAAUUGCGAGCAAUGAUCAUUUGUGAAAUGUGAUGCUGCCACCAUUUGCAAUCUGUGUCCAAGCACUGCUCGCAAAUAGCUUUUGUGAAACGGGCUCAAGGAUCAUAAGCCAAGUUGCCAUCAUCGCAUUCAAUAUUUUCUAUUGGAGGUGUGAUGUCCUGGUUGGCAUUUCAUAUUGCUUAGUAAACCUGGGCUCUACUGGUGUUCUAUCACCCUCAAAGGUUUGCCUGCUGAAGUGUCAGGCUGAUAUUGUUUGCUGCCGUAGCGCCAAAAAGUUUAUGCAGUCAUCUAUUAAGUAUUGAACAUUUUGUGAAGUAUAUUUGUGUGAACCAUUUAUCUGACAAUAUCGAAAUGACCACAAUGCAGUAAAUGUCACUCAUCUGGUGUAAUCAGAUUGAUUGAUUUCAAACCUACUACAUGCAGGAAGAAUGAAGAAUACUGUACAUUUAGAGGGGAAAUGCAGCAUUUCAUUCCCAUUCAAUCCUCUUUGGAUAACACGCACACAUUCUGUACAAGGUAAAGAUGUUAUUCUUUGAGCGUCUCUGAGAUACCUGAUAAAUACAGAUCUUGAGACUUAACCUACAUCCAGGUUUUCUACAGUGUCACAGUUUUUCAAGGCGAGGUGCUUACUUCCCUGCCGUUAAAAAAAAAAAAAAAAGUGUUUUCUCAAUCCAUCCCUAACUCACCGUAUCUCCCAAUCACUGCCACCAUCCCUAAAUCUGACAAAAUCCAGAAAGUCAUUCAUGUAGUGUGACUUCACCCACUGUGACAAGAGUAAACUCAUUAGAUAUAUUAGAUGUCAUACACAGUCGUGAGGAUUCAUCCUUGUGAACAGAUUUGAAGCCAUUCCACAUUGAUUCUCGUGUGUUAGGAAAACAGUAGUUCAGAGUUACUGUCAGAGCCUGUCUCCUACAGAGUGUAAAGAAGAACCGUGGCUCAAUAACUCAUCACAGACAAGCACAUACUCACACACACUCUCCACACAUAUAAUGCAGUGGGAAAAUUGCUCAAACUACCCCCCACAAGAGCGAGGCCCUGUGCUUUUUAAUUGAUGCUUUGGUCCACCUUUGAUGAGAGCUAUUGAUUGGCCACACAACCCCAGGAGCGCAGCAAGCCAGCACACCCCUCAUGGAGUUCAAGCAGCUCCCUGAUAAAAUACAAAAUCCAACAAUCACUAGGAAAUGGCCGACCAAAUUGUUUAGAGAUAGCCAGCACUGAAAGUGCGUUAGGCAUGGGAUUAAUUUACCUAUCAAUUUAAAAAGAGGAACUAUUUAUUUGGACAGCAGAGCGGUUUUUUAUUAGUUUUUUUGUUAGUAUUCUCUUUUUGUUGUUUUUCACUUUUCUUUGUUUAAGCGCCGAGGAGGACAUGGUCACGCCUCACACACGCUGCUCAGUGUGUGUGAUCUUUGAGAAACUAUCUGUACAUCUGUGGAUGUUAGGAUUUGACUUGGGUUUUAUGAGUUGUUGUUUUCUUUCUCUCUGAUGAAGCUUUCAAUAAAAAAAUUUGGAAAAAAGCA
Messenger RNA from Micropterus salmoides (largemouth bass), 9062 nucleotides. It is a transcript of the gene rbms3, whose product is annotated as RNA binding motif, single stranded interacting protein. The record is from RefSeq and is a predicted model, not a curated record. The transcript has 14 exons. Bases 1101 to 2351 code for a protein of 416 amino acids. NCBI's taxonomy places the organism in Eukaryota, Metazoa, Chordata, Actinopteri, Centrarchiformes, Centrarchidae. Gene Ontology annotation, molecular function: poly(A) binding; poly(U) RNA binding; mRNA 3'-UTR binding. Gene Ontology annotation, cellular component: ribonucleoprotein complex; nucleus; cytosol.